AUGGAGGAGCGCGGCCCACCUGACGUGCCGCUGAUCGUGACGCCACCAGGCGUAGGUGCGGCGAUAACCAGCUCUCGGCGUGCUGCCUCCACGCGCGCCUCCCGUGAUGACCCGCCGCCAUCCACAUGGCGUUCCUCGGUGCGUGUACGCGACACCAGUUUCCGUGGCUCCCGAAAAAGCGUCGUACGACUCGAACCACCCUGUAAUGGCCUCAACGGGUUGCCCGCCAUCGGCAAGGAGGUCCUUUCACUGGGCGCGACGGGCGGGCAUAAGGGAACGACGCAACCAUCCCACCCCUGCACUAUCCUUCACCAUUCUCCUUAUAAGGCCGCUUGGGAUUGGUUGAUCCUCAUACUAGUUAUCUACACCGCAAUAUUCACCCCUUACGUAGCCGCAUUUCAACUAAAUGAACCAGAUUUCGACAAACGCUCGCGCGGGUUCGGCCAGGACCCUAUUGUUGUUAUUGAUAUGAUAGUUGACGUGACCUUCAUAAUAGAUAUCCUAAUAAAUUUCCGGACAACAUACGUGAAUGCUGCGGAUGAGGUUGAAUCGGAUCCAGCGAAGAUAGCACUACAUUACCUUCGUGGAUGGUUCGUCAUCGACCUCGUUGCUGCCAUCCCCUUCGACCUUCUUCUCUUCGGCACCGACACCGAUGAACAGGGGCUGGAAAGUGAUGAGACGACUACUCUCAUCGGUCUGUUGAAAACAGCGCGGCUGUUACGCCUGGUCCGUGUGGCGCGUAAAAUUGACCGAUACUCCGAAUAUGGCACCGCUGUCCUCCUACUUCUUAUGGCUACCUUUGUUCUUAUUGCGCACUGGCUAGCUUGUAUAUGGUAUGCGAUUGGGAGCUGGGAGAGACCUCAACUGCCUGCCCCUAUUGGUUGGCUUGACGCUCUCGCUAACGAUGUACAGGCUACUUACGAUAACUCAACCGGACCGUCUCUGAGAUCUCGGUACAUCACAGCUUUAUACUUCACCUGCACUUCGUUGACGAGCGUCGGCUUCGGGAAUGUAGCACCUAAUACUGAUUUGGAAAAGGGAUUUACGAUAUUUGUCAUGCUUGUAGGAUCACUAAUGUACGCUAGCAUAUUUGGUAACGUAUCCGCAAUAAUUCAAAGACUGUAUUCGGGGACCGCACGGUACCAUACGCAAAUAUUGAGAGUCCGAGAAUUCAUCAGAUUCCAUCAGAUUACAAAUCCCUUACGGCAAAGACUAGAAGAAUAUUUUCAACAUGCGUGGAGCUAUACGAAUGGAAUUGACACGUCCAGCGUUUUAAAGGGAUUUCCUGAAUGUCUUCAAGCCGAUAUUUGCCUUCAUUUAAAUCGUAAUUUGCUUGCAAGCUGUGCCGCCUUUGAUGGUGCUAGUCCUGGUUGUUUAAGAGCACUCUCCCUAAGAUUUAAAACAACGCACGCGCCUCCCGGAGAAACUUUGGUUCAUCGGGGCGAUGUACUUACGUCUUUAUUCUUCAUAUCUAGAGGUUCCAUAGAAAUUCUGAAGGACGAUAUUGUUAUGGCUAUUUUAGGCAAAGAUGACAUCUUCGGUGAAAACCCCUGUAUACACGGGACAGUGGGUCGUAGCAAUUGCCGAGUACGUGCUCUCACAUAUUGCGACCUUCAUCGUGUGCACCGAGACGAUCUCCUUGAUGUCCUCGACUUCUAUCCCGAAUUCCGCGCAUCCUUCGUCAACAGUCUGGAAAUCACCUAUAAUAUGCGAGACGAUGAACUGGGCGGCAUCGAACCUCGGCGGAGGAUGCGCUACGAAAACCCAUGCGACGCAAGACUACUGCGUGAGGCAUAUGCGCGUACAACGAGACGGCCUCACACCGAGACCUUUGCUGACAAGGUGGAUUCUCAGUGUAGCGAUGAAGAUACAGAAUCACCACCUAGUCGAGGUAUCCUAGAAUUUUCUGCUGACAAAGCGGGUCAGGAUGUCACACCUCUUAAUUUUAAUUUUAGUAAACAACGCUCCACAACGCUUAAUUCAAUUACAGGCAUGCUAGCGCAACUAAAACGGAGCUUCCCAGACCUCUACCACCAUAAAACUCACCAGCCGCUGCACAACAAAUACUCUCAAUCAACGCCGCAAACGUACAGAGGAAGGUCAGGCGUCCGCCGGCAAUCUUCCGUGGGUCCUCUGAACGACACUUCUCCGUUAACGGGCGGUCCGGCUGCGGGGGAAGCAGCCGUGAGCACGCCCGCACACAGCGCCACGCUGCCCGUCUCUAGCCUCAGCACCAACCCCAGCUCGUAUUACACCAAUGCUUCCCCCAGUCCGCCCGUGCCUGCUCAAGCUCCCGCGCCGGUACACGUCUCCUGCGACGACAUCCUCGCUCCACACGCGCCGUACUCCGCCGGCCGCGCCUCACGCUCCGCUCCGCACUCAGCCGUCAAUUUACAUCAAACAGGGCGACCGACUGCUCUCGCUUUCACCUCUGAAAGAAUGCAAAACGCCACACAGGAUGUUUUGUCACCGCAAUACCAGAACGUAGGUGCGGCAGCGACGGCGGCGUCGGUAGCCACGAUAUUGUCACGGUUAGAAGAGCUGAGCAGACGGGUUGCCGUGCUGGAGACCGGGCUGACUGCAGACGUACGACGCAUCCUGCAGCUGCUGCAAGCUCGCGAGGCGCCGCUGCAUAACGCACAACCAGCGCACACUCCCUCUCAACCCUUGUCGAAGCCUUCGUUAUCCGUUCCUCACACUAACGAGAAUCAAUGGGAGUGGAACUGGAAUGGUGAACGUGGCGGUCGCAGCGGACGCGAGCGCACGGAGCGCACGCCAGGCGUCCAGCGGUCGGCGUCGGAGCCGCACGCGCCAGUGCCGCCGGCCCUCCCGCCCCCGCCGCACUCCCACUCGUUCUACAGGUAG
Molecule: messenger RNA, 2865 nt
Organism: Pararge aegeria (speckled wood butterfly)
Lineage: Eukaryota; Metazoa; Arthropoda; Insecta; Lepidoptera; Nymphalidae
Product: potassium voltage-gated channel unc-103-like
Exons: 18
Coding region: 1-2865 (954 amino acids)
Biological process (GO): potassium ion transmembrane transport; membrane repolarization during action potential
Cellular component (GO): membrane
Molecular function (GO): inward rectifier potassium channel activity
Source: RefSeq, a predicted model, not a curated record